Gastrolobium bilobum is the source of this 1485-nucleotide messenger RNA. RefSeq lists its product as uncharacterized. Bases 1 to 1485 code for a protein of 494 amino acids. The record is from RefSeq and is a predicted model, not a curated record. Gene Ontology annotation, molecular function: zinc ion binding; nucleic acid binding. The transcript has 3 exons. Lineage: Eukaryota; Viridiplantae; Streptophyta; Magnoliopsida; Fabales; Fabaceae.
AUGACUGUUGGAGAAUAUGUGGCAAAAUUUGAGGAAUUAUCUAGAUAUUCUAAUUAUACACAAAAUCAACCUAAUGAGGAAUGGCUGACAACUAAAUUUGAAUCUGGACUAAAACCUGAACUAAAAAGUAUGAUAAUAGGGCACCAAAUCAGAAAUUUUUCAUCAUUAAUAAACAGGUGCAGAGACAUUGAAGCAAGUAUGAAGGAGGCUAAGGAUGUAAGAGACAGAGCCUUAAAUCUAAGAAGAAGUGAUGACAAUAAUAGAGGGAGGUUUUCACGGGUGCAAAACUCAGGAAACAACUUUGCUAGCAAGGGAGGGAAGACGAAUGCGGGUCGGACAAAUUCCCAGAUUCAUGUAUGUCCAAAAUGCAAGAAAAAUCAUGCUGGAGAAUGUUUAGCAGGAAGAGGUGUAUGCUUUAAAUGUGGAAAGCCUGGACAUAUGUUGAGGAAUUGUCCUCAGAAUCAAGGGCAGAAUUCAGCAAACCAACCUACAACAAGAGGAAGAGUUUUCACCCUAGAUGGUCAGAAAGCAGCUCAAGCUUCAAACUUGGUUCAAGGUACGGGCUUAAUACAAGAUUCUCUUAUAACUGUACUUUUUGAUUCUAGGGCAUCUCAUUCUUUCAUAUAUUCAUCUUCUGCUCAAAAGUUAAAAUUGCCAAUUUCCAUUUUACCUUCUUAUCUUGAAAUCUUUCUUUCUAUUGGAGAAAAGAUAAUCACAUCUCAAGUUUGUAAAAAUUGUCCUCUUCAAGUCAAAGAGAAAGAAUUUAGAAUAGAUUUAGUUUGUUUGCCUAUGAUUGACAUUGAUGUAGUCCUUGGUAUGAAUUGGUUGUCUGCUAAUUGUGUAGUCAUUGAUUGUCAAAAUAAAAAUAUAAUUUUCACAAAAGAGUCAAAACUUCCCAAUGAAUCUUUAUUUUUGUCAACUUCCCAACUUAGGAAGAGUUUGUUAGAUGGAGCACAAGGAUAUGUUCUCUUUAAUCUUUCAAAAGCAAAGGUUAAACCUGAUGCCUUAAGUAGAAAAUUUCUUCAUAUGUCAUAUUUAAUGGUCAAAGAAAUGGAAUUAUUAGAAAAAUUUCGAGACAUGAGAUUAUCUGUAACUGUAUUGCCUCGAAGUUUAGGUAUUAGUGAAAUAAGGAUUGAAAAUGAGUUAGUAAAUGAAGUUAAAGAAACUCAGCAGGAGGAUCUUAGUUUAGAAAAAAUAUUGAAAAAGGAAGGAUUUACCAAAGAAGAUGAUGGUUUAGUAAAGUUUCAAGGAAGGAUUGUUAUACCUAGGAAGGAAGAAUUGAUGAAAGAAAUUUUGAAUGAAGCACAUAGUAGUAAAUUCACAGUUCACCCUGACAUACCGGAAUGGAAGUGGGAAAGUGUAGCAACUGAUUCUGUGAUGGGUUUACCAAGAACUCAGGAAGAGUUUGAUGCAAUUUGGAUAGAGAUCUUAGAUUUACUUCUAGAUUUUGGGGAUCCUUGCAGCAAGCCUUCGGGACUAAGUUAA